This is a messenger RNA of Raphanus sativus (radish), 1195 nucleotides long. RefSeq lists its product as uncharacterized. The record is from RefSeq and is a predicted model, not a curated record. NCBI's taxonomy places the organism in Eukaryota, Viridiplantae, Streptophyta, Magnoliopsida, Brassicales, Brassicaceae. Bases 176 to 934 code for a protein of 252 amino acids. Gene Ontology annotation, molecular function: protein binding. The transcript is spliced from 3 exons.
AUAAAAAAUGCCCUAAUUCUCUCGAAUCAUUCAUACGAUUUGCAUAGAAAGGGUGAUUCAUAUCCAGCUUGGGUACGGUCUUAUGCUUCUUCACUCGCUAUUGUUAUUCUCUUUCUUUCUAGAAAUUGGGGUUUGAUUUGGAUCAUCAAAUCAAAUCAAAUCUAAGAGGGUGCUGAUGGCAUCAUCGUCGGGGAAGGUGGAGAAGGGGCACGAGCUGUACAGGGAGGGCAAGUACAAGGAGGCUCUUCUCUUGUACACGGAGGCUCUCACGGCGGCUAAGUCCAAGUCCCAGAAGAUCGCUCUUCACAGCAACCGCGCCGCCUGUUACUUGAAAUUGCACGAUUUCAAACAGGCAGCAGAAGAAUGCACGUGGGUGCUAGAGCUUGAUCAGAAACACAGCGGUGCUUUGAUGCUCAGGGCCCAGACAUUAGUCACUCUUAAAGAGUACCAUUCUGCUCUUUUUGAUGUCACCAGGCUCUUGGACUUGAACCCUGAUUCUGAGGUCUACCAGAACCUCGAGGCUCGCUUAAGGACCCAGUUGUCCCUUGCUCCAAUUCCUGAAUCUGAAGCAGAGUUGGAAAAUGAAGAUGAUGAAGACACAGAUGAACAGUCAAGUAGGAAAGAUGAGAGUAGGUUUGAGUCAUUAGUUUCCAUCACAAGAGAUGUAAGAAACAAGGGGGAAGAUGUUGUUGCACCUAAAACACCUGAGGUUAGAGAUGACAAGAGCAAGGAUGAUGUGUCAUUGUCCAACGCAUGGCAAGCCAUCCCUAAGCCCAAGGGUCAUUCCACACUCGACUAUGCCCGUUGGGAUACUGUUGUUGAAAACGAUGACUCCAGUCAAGAAGAUGACAGCGAUGAAGACAGUGACGAGGAGGAGGAUCAGCCUCAGUACAGAUUCCGUGUUAGAACCGUCGGUGUUCGUCCUGUGAAGUGAUAAAAAGGGUGUAUAGAUGGAUGGUUUCUUUCUUUCCUUGAUAUUGUUGUUGCACACAAGAGCUGUGAAAAGAGAAAAGCCAUCAGGGAGCAGCAGACUGUUCCUGUCCUGUCAUGUUAUACAUAUUCGUUAACAAAAACACAUGUAUAAGUCUAGAUGUGAUGUCACAGUAUACAAGAGGGACCAUUAUCAAAUGAAAUGGUUCCUUUUUCUCUUGGUCAAUGCAGUUUCAUUGUACAACAUUAUAAGCUUUCUCUCCAA